This is a messenger RNA of Enterobius vermicularis (human pinworm), 375 nucleotides long. Lineage: Eukaryota; Metazoa; Nematoda; Chromadorea; Rhabditida; Oxyuridae. The record is from the annotation of a GenBank genome assembly.
AUGCAAUUGCAAUAUGUUGCUAUAUUAUCUAUACUAAAAUAUACAGAUGCCGUAACAUCGUAUAACUGUCAUACCGGUUUUGUUGGUCGUACUGCCGUUAAGGAUACCAUUAGCAGUAUUCGUAAUGUAAGAGAAAGGCGAAUGUGUGUGGCUGAAUAUUGUAUUCAAGUUGUUAUUCACAAAACCGUUGAUAAAAAAGGCGAAUCUUUAAGUCAAAAGCUAAACGGAAAGUACGAAGGUUUAAAAGCAAAUGUUGCGGAAAAGAUAGCUUUUGGUUGUCGAAUUGGACGAUUGCAUGAGAGAACAGUCGCUGUAAUUAGGUCGCCAAUUGAAUCAUUAUCUUAUAAAGAGAUGCCAAUGAAGAAAAGACAUUGA